AAUGACUAGUUGUCUGGAGCGUAUCAUUUAGAACUUUUCAUUACGUUUAUCUGUUUCGAUUGUUGUAACAAUUUUGCUACAACAAUGUCCGUUGCAACGAAAGGUAUUUUUAUUGUCGCUGCCAAGCGUACUCCGUUUGGUACAAUGGGUGGUGUAUUUACCAAUAAAACUGCAACCGAUUUAUCAGUGGUUGCUACAACAUCUGCUUUACAAGCCGCAGGACUAAAACCUGAAAAAGUAGACAGUGUUGUCUUUGGUCAUGUAUUCGCUCUAUCAGCCAGUGAUGGUGGCAUGCUGGCACGUCAUGCAGCAUUGAAGUCUGGUAUACCUUUGGAGAAACCAGCUUUUUCAGUUAACAGAUUAUGUGGUUCUGGAUUCCAGUCGAUAGUCAAUGGGGCACAGAAUAUUUUAACAGGGGAGUCCAAAGUGGUUAUAGCGGGAGGUGCAGAAAAUAUGAGUCAAGCUCCGUUCGUUGUAAGAAAUGUCCGUUUUGGCACACUUUUGGGGCAAAAGUACGAAUUUGAAGAUAGUUUAUGGGUUGGACUGUUGGAUACUUACUGCAAUUUACCCAUGGGCAUGACUGCAGAAAAGCUUGGAGCUCAGUACGGCUUAAAAAGAGAAGAAGUAGAUGAAUUUGCGCUAAGGAGUCAACAGCUUUGGAAAGCUGCCAACGAUGCCGGUCGUUUCAAAGAGGAACUUGCACCUGUAACGGUGAAAGUGAAGAAACAAGAGGUUGUGGUCGACAAGGAUGAGCAUCCACGUCCUCAAACAACUAUUCAGAGUUUAACCAAGUUAGCUCCUGUUUUUAAGAAGGACGGUUUAGUCACAGCAGGUUCCGCGUCGGGCAUUUGUGAUGGCGCAGGAGCUAUUGUUUUAGCCAGCGAGGAAGCCGUUAAAUCGGAAGGCCUUACACCACUGGCACGUUUAGUAGGUUACACAGUCGUGGGUGUAGAGCCUAGUAUUAUGGGAAUUGGACCAGCACCAGCCAUCAAACAGCUUCUGAAAGUCACUAAUAAAAAGCUCGACGAUAUGGAGCUUGUCGAGAUCAACGAAGCUUUCGGAGCUCAGACGCUAUCGUGCGCAAAGGAUCUGAACUUAGAUAUGAAUAAAUUGAAUGUGGACGGCGGUGCUAUUGCUCUUGGGCAUCCAUUGGCUGCGUCUGGUAGUAGAAUCACUGCACACUUGGUACACGAGCUCAGAAGGCGGAAGAGUGGAAAAUUAGGCAUUGGCUCUGCCUGCAUCGGCGGAGGCCAAGGAAUAGCUAUAAUGGUGGAAGCUCUUUAAUAAUUCAUAAUCACGACCCGCGAGAAGAAACAGGAAUUGGGCAAAUAAAACUCAAUCGAUAUCGAUAACUUGCUCGUUAUUGAGUAUCCGUUCACGUUUAUAUUUUUGAUACACUAUAUACAACGACGAAAACAUUGGAAAAAUAU
This is a messenger RNA of Colletes gigas, 1430 nucleotides long. It is a transcript of the gene yip2, whose product is annotated as 3-ketoacyl-CoA thiolase, mitochondrial. Gene Ontology annotation, biological process: fatty acid beta-oxidation. Lineage: Eukaryota; Metazoa; Arthropoda; Insecta; Hymenoptera; Colletidae. The coding region runs from base 85 to 1284 and encodes 399 amino acids. Gene Ontology annotation, molecular function: acetyl-CoA C-acetyltransferase activity. The record is from RefSeq and is a predicted model, not a curated record. The transcript is spliced from 8 exons.